UUUAACUAUCAUGGCGGACGAAAGUUAGUCUUAGAAAACGGGCACCUGUCAAUUUGAUCUAAUAUUAAUUAUUGUACCCUCGUUGGAUCCUGUGCUUGUGCUAUUAAUAUGAACGGCCUAUCACCACCACCAGGCAUCUUCUGGAAACAGUUAGGUCAAGCAGUAUUUGUAUGUACUGGUGGGACUUUGACUUUCUUUGGUAUAUCACUGUACAAUGGCAGUGAGAAGUUUUACCGCCAGAUGGCUAUGCCAGCACUGCAGUGGCUUGGAGCAGAGCGGGCCCACAACUUAGCUGUCAUCGCUGCCAAGUACAAGAUGGUCCCAAAACCUACACUUGCAGAUUCACCCAAUCUGAAAACCCAGGUGUGGGGCCUGGAAUUCAGCAACCCUGUUGGCCUGGCUGCAGGCUUCGACAAGCAUGGCGAGGCAGUGGAGGGGCUCAUGAAGGUUGGCUUUGGCUUUGUGGAAGUCGGCAGCAUCACACCUGAACCUCAGCCGGGUAAUCCCAAGCCACGAGUCUUCAGGUUGAAGAAAGAUAAAGCUGUCAUUAACAGAUAUGGCUUCAACAGUGACGGCCAUGAGUCUGUGUACCAGAGGCUGCAUCCAAGGGCAACCCCCACACCAGAGCCAUGUUCACUGCCUCGAAUGAGUGAGCAAAGAAACAUGUUGAAUGUAAAUCUGUGGACUGACACAUCGUGUGCACACAGUGCUGACAACAAUAAGAACAAUGUCGAGCGUAAAGGUGUGCUUGGUGUGAACCUGGGCAAAAACAAGACAUCAACAGAUUCAGGGCAGGACUAUGUGAGAGGUGUGAAGAAGUUCGGCUGUGUGGCUGAUUACCUAGUCAUCAACGUGUCCAGCCCAAACACACCUGGCUUGCGAAGUCUGCAGGGUCGGCAGCAGCUGGAGGACCUCCUAGAUAAAGUGGUGACUGCACGGGAUGAGCUGAGAGGGAGUCAUAAGCCGCCCCUGCUUGUGAAGAUAGCGCCCGACCUCACUGACCAGGACAAGCAGGAUAUUGCAGCAGUUGUCUCCAAGAAGAAGUGUGGUGUUGAUGGUCUGAUUGUAACAAACACAACUGUGUCCCGUCCCCCAAGUCUUAUGAGUGAUGACAAGGCUGAGAUAGGUGGAUUGAGUGGAGAGCCCCUGAAAACCCUGUCAACUGCCACAGUCAGAGACAUGUACAGACUAACCCAAGGUAAGAUUCCUAUCAUCGGUGUUGGCGGGAUAAGCUCUGGUGUAGAUGCCUAUGAGAAGAUCCGUGCUGGCGCGAGUCUGGUGCAGCUGUACACAGCCCUGGUCUACCAGGGGCCUCCUGUUGUCAGCCGCAUCAAGAGGGAGCUCCAGGAACUCCUGCAGUCUGAUGGCUACUCCAACAUAUCCCAGGCUGUGGGAGCUGACCACAGGGAAAAGUGAGUGACCACCCAGGCAUGUACAAUCAUACACGUGACAGCUCCCAUGAAGGAGAAGACACACUGUGGCAGCUUUGGUGAAGGUCUAGGAGUGGUGGCAAACUGACAAAUGAUGUGGCUGAUGUAUGUGUAACUCUACACAUAGCUGGUUUAUGUAGAAACGAGACAGCUGUAGUCUUUAUCAAGUACCAUUUUCAGAGGAGUGUUUUGCUGCCUUGUCAUGUUUAAAGAUACUCAGGAAUGCCAUGACUGAUCACCUUGCCAACAUUGGUUGGCAUAUCUACAACUGUGACCUUUGCUUUUGAUAACUGUGUUUACAUAUGUCCGAAAAUGUUAGAGCCAGAGGUGUAAAUACACAUAAACAUAAAAUUAGAAUUAAAAUCUCAUCAAAACAUUUUCAGACAGAUGAAAUGAGAAAUGAGAAAGUGUCAGCCGUCUUACCCAUGUACCACUCUAUUUUAUCUCUGUUGAAAUAUGGAUUUUGAUACUGUAGUUUUAUCUGCAAUGGGUUUGUGCCAAAAACUAACAUAAACGAAGUGUUUAGAUCUGCUC
Haliotis rufescens (red abalone) is the source of this 1964-nucleotide messenger RNA. RefSeq names its product dihydroorotate dehydrogenase (quinone), mitochondrial-like. Gene Ontology annotation, cellular component: cytoplasm; mitochondrial inner membrane. The transcript is spliced from 10 exons. Bases 109 to 1416 code for a protein of 435 amino acids. The record is from RefSeq and is a predicted model, not a curated record. Gene Ontology annotation, biological process: pyrimidine ribonucleotide biosynthetic process; 'de novo' pyrimidine nucleobase biosynthetic process. Gene Ontology annotation, molecular function: dihydroorotate dehydrogenase activity. Lineage: Eukaryota; Metazoa; Mollusca; Gastropoda; Lepetellida; Haliotidae.